AUGCACUCGGCUCUCAGACCAAAACCUCCAGUCAAGAUACCUCCAUCUCUUAUUCCAUCAACAAUCGAUCAUCCUUCACAAUCAUUAAUAAGAAAAUCUUCUACUCAACAAAAUGAUCAUCAUCAAAAACCUAUAAAAAUUACCGAUGAUUAUCGUCACACUUCUUUAUCGUUGAAUCAUACAACAAUAGCAAGAUGUUGUUGGUCUUUAGGUUUAAGAAAUUCGAAGGGAAAAUAUUUAACAUCAGAGAGUUUUGGCAAUAAAAUUAAUGCUACUGGUACAUCUUUGAAAAGAAAGCAGAUAUGGACAAUUAUUUAUAAUUUUCAAAAUGAUUGUGUUUAUCUUCAAUCAUCAUUAAAUCAUUAUUUAUCUACCGAUAAGUAUGGUCGUUUGAAAUGUGAUUCUAAUAAACUUAAUGAUGAUUGCUAUUUUCAACUUGAAUACAAUCGAAUUGGUCAAUGGGCAUUUAAAUCUGUAACAUAUCAUAUGUAUUUCGGUGGCGAUAAUGAUCAUCUUCAUUGUUUUAGUAAAUCACCAGAAUGGUGGUCACCUCAUUUAGCUGUUCAAUCACAAAUUAAUUUAAAACAUGUUCUUCGUAAACGUUAUGCUAAAUUGGAUGAUGAUGAAAUUCAUGUUGAUGAAAUAAUUCCAUGGGGUAGUGAUGCAAUAAUUGCAGUUGAAUAUCUUGAUGAUCAUUAUUGUAUAAGAUCAAGUAAUGGAUUUUAUGCUCAUAAAGAUGGAAAACUAACAACAAUAAAAACUAAUGAAACAUUAUUUACAAUUGAACUCUAUAAAGGAUAUUUAACAUUUAAAGAUUGUGAUCAAUCUUAUUUAACAGCUAUUGGUCCAUUGGGAAUAUUGACAACAAGAAAUAAAAUAGCUGGCAAAGAUGAACAAUUUCUUUUAGAGGAAAGCAAAUUACAAAUAUGUCUAGUAGCAUCAAAUGGAAAACUUGUUUCAAUAAAACAAGGCAUUGAUUUAUCAGCUAAUCAAUAUGAACGUGAUCAUAGUAGUAUAUUUCAACUUGAAUAUGAUGAUGAUUUUCAUGCGUAUCAUAUUCGAACAUAUGAUGAUAAAUAUUGGAAAAUUGAAGUUGGUCACGGACGUAUAAAAUUUCAAACAUCGAAUGAAAAGUUUCUUGUUCCACAUGCUACUGGGCAUUUACGUGUUGUAAACGAACAAAUAAGUUCAAAUGAUGCUUAUUUUUCAAUAAAAUUUAUUAAUCGUCCAUUUUGUAUAUUUAAAUGUGAUUUUGGUCAUAUUGGUUAUCGUAAUAAACAAUCUCGUAUACUUGAAUGCAAUAAAGCUUUAUCUACUUUAUUUUCAUUGGAAGAACCACAUGAUGGAACACACAGCGAAGGAAUUAUAUAUCUUAAAGGAUCUGAUGGAGUUUAUUGGGAAAUUUUAAAUGAUUUAAGUAUCUGCGUUAAUGGAUGUGAACCAUCGAAAUUUGCAUUAGAAUUGUGUCCAUCACAUUCACGAGUUGUAAUAAAAGCACCAAAUGGAAUGUAUCUACGAGCAGAACAAAAUGGAAGUAUACAAGCAACCUGUCAGAAUAGUCGACAAGCAACACAAUGGGAGUUUUAA
Rotaria socialis is the source of this 1587-nucleotide messenger RNA. Lineage: Eukaryota; Metazoa; Rotifera; Eurotatoria; Philodinida; Philodinidae. The record is from the annotation of a GenBank genome assembly.